This is a messenger RNA of Cryphonectria parasitica EP155, 1242 nucleotides long. RefSeq lists its product as uncharacterized. The transcript has a single exon. Gene Ontology annotation, molecular function: ATP binding; tetrahydrofolylpolyglutamate synthase activity; dihydrofolate synthase activity. NCBI's taxonomy places the organism in Eukaryota, Fungi, Ascomycota, Sordariomycetes, Diaporthales, Cryphonectriaceae. Gene Ontology annotation, cellular component: mitochondrion; cytoplasm; cytosol. Gene Ontology annotation, biological process: folic acid-containing compound biosynthetic process. The coding region runs from base 1 to 1242 and encodes 413 amino acids. The record is from RefSeq and is a predicted model, not a curated record.
AUGAUCGAACUCGGCCUAUUCCGCAUUACUCGCCUCCUCCAGCAUACCCCCCAGACCUGGAAGGCCAUCCACGUCGCCGGCACCAAUGGGAAAGGCUCGACAUGCGCCUACCUCUCUGCUAUGAUACAUGCCGCCGGGAGGUCGUGUGGGAGAUUCAACUCGCCCCACUUCAUCGACCGGUGGGACUGUGUUACCAUCAACGAGAAGCCCGUGUCAGAAAAACUCUUCCUAGACGCAGAGAGACUAGUCAAGGAGAGAGAUGAGAAGGAGCAGAUCGGGGCCUCCGAGUUCGAGCUGCUCACCGCCACCGCCUUUGAGAUUCUCAACAGCGCAGAUGUGGAGUUUGGCGUAAUCGAGGUCGGGAUGGGCGGUGCUCUGGAUGCCACCAACGCCCUCAAGCACAAGGCGGUCACGGUCAUUACCAAGAUCGGCCUAGACCACCAGUUCAUCCUCGGCAAUACCAUUGAGGAAAUUGCUGUCCAGAAGGCCGGCAUCAUGCGGGGCGAGGUCCCUUGUGUCGUGGACGAGAGCAACCAGCCCUCUGUGCUGCGUGCCAUUGAGGAGCAUGCGAAGGCCGCGGGGGCCCGCAUCGUCUACGCGUCUCCAUCACCAGCGGAGGCGGCGCUGUUGGCCUCGGAGGGCUUCGAGCCUCAUCAAGCCCAGAAUCUCGUGAGUGCCCUCCAAGCUUACCACCUGGCCUGUCCAAAGGAGCAGUCUACUUCGCUCGGAGAGAUCCUCCUCACUGCCAAGCAAGCCCACAUUCCAGGGCGGCUGCAGAGAUUCGAUGGGGAUGGGACCAAGAUGCUUCUCGAUGGUGCACAUAAUGUACAGUCGGCAGAGGUGCUGGCGCACUACGUAAACCGUCAGAUGCGCGGCGAUGAUGGACAACAGCCUGUGACCUGGGUGCUCGCAGCCUCUGCAGGGAAAGAUGUCAGUGGAAUACUGGAGGUCCUGAUCAGGCCGAGUGACCUCGUUACUGCCGUGCGGUUUGGACCGGUUGCUGGCAUGCCGUGGGUGAGGCCGCAAGAUCCAAAGAAUAUUAUGGCUGUCGCGGCAAGAUUUGGAGCCACGACUUUCGAAAGUGAGGAUGAUUCCCAGGACAAUAUAGGAAAAGUAGUGCUGGAGGCAGCGCCCUGCAAAGGGCAGCCUGUGGUGGUAGCUGGAAGCUUGUAUCUGGUCUCUGACCUGUUGCGGUACAUGCGCAGUAGAGACUUAAAUUCGAGCCCUCCCCCUCCAACUUGA